Lepus europaeus (European hare) is the source of this 2739-nucleotide messenger RNA. It is a transcript of the gene BCAN, whose product is annotated as brevican. The record is from RefSeq and is a predicted model, not a curated record. Gene Ontology annotation, molecular function: hyaluronic acid binding. Gene Ontology annotation, biological process: cell adhesion. Bases 1 to 2739 code for a protein of 912 amino acids. The transcript is spliced from 13 exons. Lineage: Eukaryota; Metazoa; Chordata; Mammalia; Lagomorpha; Leporidae.
AUGGCCCCACUGCUUCUGCCCCUGCUGGCGGCCCUGGCCCUGGCGCAGGUCCCUGCAGCCUUAGCUGAUGUCCUGGAAGGGGACAGCUCAGAGGACCGUGCCUUCCGCGUGCGCAUCGCCGGUGCCGCGCCGCUGCAGGGCGUGCUGGGCGGCGCCCUCACCAUCCCGUGCCACGUCCACUACCUGCGGCCGCCGAGCCGCCGCGCGGCGCUGGGCUCUCCACGGGUCAAGUGGACCUUCCUUUCCGGGGGCCGGGAGGCUGAGGUGCUGGUGGCACGGGGGCUCCGUGUCAAAGUGAGCGAGGCCUACCGGUUCCGCGUGGCGCUGCCUGCCUACCCCGCCUCGCUCACCGACGUCUCCCUGGCACUGAGCGAGCUGCGGCCCAACGACUCGGGCAUCUACCGCUGCGAGGUCCAGCACGGCAUUGAUGAUAGCAGUGAUGCUGUGGAGGUCAAGGUCAAAGGGGUCGUCUUUCUCUACCGAGAGGGCUCUGCCCGCUACGCUUUCUCCUUUGCCAUGGCGCAAGAGGCCUGUGCCCGCAUCGGAGCCACAAUUGCAACCCCAGAGCAGCUCUAUGCCGCCUACCUUGGGGGUUAUGAGCAGUGUGAUGCCGGCUGGCUGGCCGACCAGACCGUGAGGUACCCCAUCCAGACCCCACGGGAGGCCUGUUACGGAGACAUGGACGGCUUCCCUGGGGUCCGGAACUACGGAGUGGUGGACCCAGAUGACCUCUACGAUGUCUACUGUUAUGCUGAGGACCUAAAUGGAGAACUGUUCCUAGGUGCUCCUCUAGGCAAGCUGACGUGGGAGGAGGCACGGGAGUACUGCCGGGAGCGGGGUGCAGAGAUUGCCACCACGGGCCAGCUCUACGCAGCCUGGGAUGGUGGCCUGGACCGCUGCAGCCCAGGCUGGCUGGCCGAUGGCAGCGUGCGCUACCCCAUUGUCACACCCAGCCAGCGCUGUGGUGGGGGCCUGCCUGGUGUCAAGACUCUCUUCCUCUUCCCCAAUCAGACCGGCUUCCCCAACAAGCAUAGCCGCUUCAACGUCUACUGCUUCCGAGACUCUGUCCAGCCCUCUGCCGUCCCUGAGACCUCCAACCCAUCCUCCGAUCUGGCCUCUGAUGGACUGGAGGCCAUUGUCACAGUGACAGAGACCCUGGAGGAACUGCAGCUUCCCCAGGAAGCUGUGGAGAGCGAGUCCCGUGGGGCCAUCUACUCCAUUCCCAUCCUGGAGGAUGGAGCAGGCGGAAGCUCGACUCCAGAAGACCCAGCAGAGGCCCCUAGGACCCUCCUAGAAUUCGAAACCCAAUCCAUUGUAACACCUGAGGAGUCCUCAGAGGAAGAAGACAAGGCAUGGGAGAAAGAAGAGAAAUACAAGGCUGAAAAAGAGGAGGAGGAGGAAGAAAUGGUGGAGGAGGUGGUGGAGGAUGAGGACCUGUGGGCAUGGCCCAGCGAGCUUAGUGGCCCAGGUCCUGAGGCUUCUCUCCCCACUGAGCCAGCCCUGGAGGAGUCGCCCUCCCAGGCAACCCUGCCAGCAAGAACAACCCUGCAGCCUGGUGCGUCACCUCUUCCUGAUGGAGCAUCAGAAGCUCCAAGGCCUCCAAGGGUCCGUGGACCACCUCCGGAGACUCUGCCCACUGCUAGGGAGGGGAAACUGGCAUCUCCGCCCCCUUCCACUCCUCUUGGGGCGAGAGAAGUUGGGGAGGAAACUGGAGGUCCUGAGCUAUCUGGGGUCUCUCGAGGAGAGAGUGAAGAGACAGGGAGCUCCGAGGAUGCCCCUUCCUUGCUUCCAGCCACAAGGGCCCCCGAGGGUACCAGGGAACUGGAGGUUCCCUCUGAAGAGAAUUCUGGAAGAACUGACCCAGCAGGGACCUCAGUGCAGGCCCAGCCAGUGCUGCCCACUGACAGCGCCAGCCGAGGUGGAGUGGCCGUGGCCCCCUCUUCAGGUGACUGUGUCCCCAGCCCCUGCCACAAUGGUGGGACAUGCUUGGAGGAGGAGGAGGGGGCUCGCUGCCUGUGUUUGCCUGGCUAUGGGGGGGACCUGUGCGAUGUUGGCCUCCGCUUCUGCAGCCCGGGCUGGGACGCCUUCCAGGGCGCCUGCUACAAGCACUUUUCUACGCGGCGGAGCUGGGAGGAGGCGGAGACCCAGUGCCGGCUGCACGGCGCGCACCUGACCAGCAUCAGCACCCCCGAGGAGCAGGACUUCGUCAACAAUCAAUACCGGGAGUAUCAGUGGAUCGGGCUCAACGACAGGACCAUCGAAGGCGACUUCCUGUGGUCGGACGGAGUCCCCCUGCUUUAUGAGAACUGGAACCGUGGGCAGCCCGACAGCUACUUCCUGUCUGGAGAGAACUGCGUGGUCAUGGUGUGGCACGAUCAGGGACAGUGGAGCGACGUGCCUUGCAACUACCACCUGCCCUACACCUGCAGGAUGGGGCUGGUGUCCUGUGGGCCCCCACCGGAGCUGCCCCUGGCUCAAGUGUUCGGCCGCCCACGGCUGCGCUAUGAGGUGGACACGGUGCUUCGCUACCGGUGCCGAGAGGGGCUGGCCCAGCGCAACCUGCCUCUGAUCCGCUGCCAGGAGGACGGUCGCUGGGAGCCCCCCCAGAUCUCCUGUGUGCCCCGCAGGCCUGCCCGAGCUCUGCACCCACUGAAGGCCCCAGAAGCACAGCAAGGGAGGCUGCUGGGACGCUGGGAGGCACUGUUGGCCUCUCCUCCCAGCCCCCCUCCAGGUCCCUAG